GGCUGCACCGUGGCCCCCGCGCCGCGUGGAAAGCUGCCAGCAGAAGGGAGGGGAGGAGGAGGGGAAGAAAGUGAGGAGGGAGGCAAAGCUGAUGAUCUCUGGCUUGUGUGAUUUGUGGGUUUGUGAGUUUGGCGUGGCGAGCAGAGCAGAGCAGAGGAGAGAGUGCAUAACAAUGCAAAGCAUGCCGGGGCGGACUGCUUUUCUUUGCAUUCGUGCUUUAUACCUUAUUUGAUGACACUCUUUCCAGGUGGGAUAAAAUUUAUUCUUUUUCGCGGUGGUGGCGUCGUCGAAUCUCCUGCGGAAUUUCGGUAGAGCGAUGGGGACGGGUGGAUGGCAGUGGGGCUUCUCAGAUCAAGUGAGCUCCGCGGGGAGUUUAGAGAUCUGACGAAAUGAAAUGAAUAGAGCGAAAUGACAGCCGAGACGUGUUGUGUGAUCCACGAUGGCAUUGAAACCAGUGGGCCGGGGUCGCUUAAGGUAGGUAUGGAGGUGGGUGGUGGUGGCGACGGUGACGGAGGGCGAGGAAUGCGAGGAAUGUUCUGAUGGUUAGCGCGUCGGCGAGACUGCCAUAGCCGGGAAGACGGAUGCUGAAUGGAAACCGGGAGGCUGGACGGUUGGAAAUUGGAUCGGAUGGAUAAACUUAGUAGAGGUGUUAACCGUUCAUUGUGACGCAUUUCUGCGGGGAUUGGAGGACAGGCUUACAGAGAUCACAUGAUUUAACCAAUCAGAGAAAGGAAGAACAGGAACGAGACAUGGGGCUCGGAAUUAUCAUCUACGACACCUUAGUGGUUGGUGGAUCUUUGAUAGGUUCAGCUUGGGCAGGAUUAUGGUUUUUGAACAGGAAGCUGUAUAAGGAUUACGAGGAAAAGCAUGCACUUGUGCAGAUUUUGUUCGGCGUCGUGUUCGCAUUUUCUUGCAAUCUGCUCCAGCUCGUCUUGUUUGAGAUUAUCCCUGUACUCUCCGAAGGUGAAAGUUGACAUGAAAGGGGAAUUGGUGGGAGCUCGGAGAAAGUCACGUUUAAAUCGCUUAAUCGCUGAAAACUACACCAUAGAAGUCGCCUCAUCGCAUCUGCUAUACGAUCUAGAGUUCAGUCGAGCUCACGCAGUUUUUAGAGGCAAAGCGUCAAGCGGACUUCGUGAAUCCGUCGAGAGUGCUCGUUGGAUAAACUGGAAGCUUGAUCUUUUCUGUUUGGUCAUUGUUCUUGUCUUCGUUCUUCCCUACUAUCAUUGCUACUUAAUCUUGCGCAACAAUGGAGUUGGGAACAAGCGCGCAGCAACAAGUGCAGUAAUGUUUUUAACUGCUUUCUUAUAUGCUUUUUGGCGUAUGGGCAUUCACUUCCCCAUGCCGUCUCCUGAAAAAGGUCUCUUCACAAUGGCACAACUUGUCAGCCGACUUGGAGUAAUUGGCGUUACUUUGAUGGCUGUUCUAUCUGGCUUUGGAGCUAUCAACCUGCCCUACAGUUAUUUAGCACUCUUUACAAGGGAAAUUGAUGAAGUUGAGAUUGCCGCUCUGGAGAGGCGUCUACUUCACGCUCUUGAGAUGUCCCUUGCAAAAAAAAAGAAAAUUUUACUAUCUCGCAAAUAUAUGGAACGUCAAGUAUCUCAGGAGCAAGCUGAAUCCAAAUCAUUUAUGAAACGGCUCGUCGGUACAGUCGUGCGAAGUGUCCAGGAGGACGAUCGAGAACAAGAAAUAAGGGAAAGCGAGGAAGAAGUGAAAGCAUUGGAGGAGCUCUCUAGGCAACUAUUUCUAGAAGUUUAUGAACUCCGUCAAGCAAAGGAAGCAGCAAUAUUCUCUAGGACAUGGAGGGGGCAUGUAAACAACUUUCUGGGUUAUGUGUGCUCUGUAUAUUGUGUGUACAAAAUGUUGAAGUCAGCUCAAAGUGUUCUCUUCAAAGAGUCAAACUCUGUGGAUCCAGUCACACAAACCAUCAGUAUCUUUCUGCAGUUUUUCGACAUUGGAAUCAAUGUCAACCUCUGGUCUCAGUAUAUUUCACUUAUAUUCAUAGGUGUGCUUAUCGCCAUAUCUUUAAGGGGUUUUCUUUCCAACUUAAUGAAGUUUUUCUUCGCGGUAUCGGGAGGUAGUGGUACUUCUAGUAAUGUCGUGCUGUUCCUGUCAGAAAUCAUGGGCAUGUACUUUCUCUCCUCAAUUUUGCUCAUCAGAAAGAAUCUACCCAUGGAAUACAGAUCCUUGAUUACUGAUGUUCUUGGAGGGGAUAUUCAGUUCAAUUUCUAUCAUCGGUGGUUUGAUGCGAUUUUUGUAGCCAGCUCUCUUAUUUCUCUGGUACUCCUUACUGCCCAUUAUUCGUCACGCCGUGCUGAAAAGAAUCCUGUGGAUUGAGCCUGGCACUUGGUUCACACUGUACUUUCACCCCGAAGUCAUGCUUGACACGAUUGGCUGUUAUGAAGGCUUCUUGCAGAUUCUUAGUAGGCAAAUGAUUCUUUCUUCAGAAGAGAACCACGUCAGAUUUGUGGUCGGAUUCGCCAUGUAUGAAGAGACCUCACCUCCAUAAACUAAGGUUCCUUUAUAUCCAUUUUUUCCAUAAACCUCGAAUGCAACACCAGCCCGCUUAGCUCUGGAGAGGACGGUCACGUUAUCAAAACUCCGAUGCUUGGCCCCAUGGCUGCUUGCAAACUAAGUUCAAACAUUCAGUAUGAUUGAAAAUGUCAUCGACUUGUAUAUACCGAACAAAAACUUAGUGAGAUCUAGCAUUUUACGCACCCGGGACCUCAUUAUUUACAGUCUGUUGCUUAUAAGUCUGUAGGGUAAGGGCACCUGCCCUUUGUUAUUCUUUGUCCAAGAAACUCCGAAGUAAAGUAAAAUUACAGUACUACUAAAUUCUGAAGCUGGGGAUUCGAAGUUGACCAUAGCGGUCAGAAGACGAUUGUCUAUUUAUUUAGGAGUAUUUAUAGGUCUUGUGAGCCGGUGAUUUCUGUGAUUUUCAUCUUUUUUGAGCC
Marchantia polymorpha subsp. ruderalis is the source of this 2951-nucleotide messenger RNA. The record is from the annotation of a GenBank genome assembly. Lineage: Eukaryota; Viridiplantae; Streptophyta; Marchantiopsida; Marchantiales; Marchantiaceae.